Dermacentor silvarum is the source of this 1720-nucleotide messenger RNA. RefSeq names its product serine/threonine-protein phosphatase 2A activator. The transcript has 12 exons. Gene Ontology annotation, molecular function: peptidyl-prolyl cis-trans isomerase activity; protein tyrosine phosphatase activator activity. NCBI's taxonomy places the organism in Eukaryota, Metazoa, Arthropoda, Arachnida, Ixodida, Ixodidae. The coding region runs from base 433 to 1419 and encodes 328 amino acids. Gene Ontology annotation, biological process: mitotic spindle organization. Gene Ontology annotation, cellular component: protein phosphatase type 2A complex; cytoplasm; nucleus. The record is from RefSeq and is a predicted model, not a curated record.
ACUACAUGCAUGGCCUGCUCGAUAAACUUGUUGAUCGAGGAGGCAUUGGUACAUCUUAUAAAUAUGCGUACUUUCAUUGCACUAAGGCCAUGUGCAGUAUCAUCAUCAUCGCAGUAACUUCGGCUGUGCGUUUUUUUUCGCGUGCAUGAUGCGAGCUGCUCUUGCCACGGAGUUCGAAAACCGCACCUGCAGCACUCUAUGGCCACAGUAGAGGUUCAGCGCCUGUGUAUACCGAAUAUUCUUCUCACUAACGCCCUCGAGGGAGCACGGCUCGGCGCCAAUCACUAGUCUGCCACCAGCAGCAGGCCUUCGCCAGCGUGGUAGCAGCUACUGCACGCAAUAACUGUGCGAUUGAAGACGGGCCGGCAGCAUGAGUGCCGUCCAACAGCAGCGGUGGUAGUGACCGAGGGUUUCGACGCGCCAACAGUCGUCAUGUCAGGCAGCGGCGAAGUGUCCGAAUAUGUGGAGCCGAAGCGGCAGGUCCAGACGCCGGACGAUAUGGUACGCUGGACCAAGAGCGAGGAAUGUGAGGACCACACCAAGGGAGCAUUCACCAUUAUCUGUGCAUAUAGCGAGUAUGUCGGCUUCAUUUUGGCUCUUAAUGAGAAGAUCAAAGGGAAGAAGAUGACUGAUGAACUUCUCUUGUCGGAGGUGACGACAAAACUACUGUCAGUGUUGGAGACUUUGGACACGUGGGUUCGCGAGAUUCCCCCCAUUGAUCAACCCCAACGGUUUGGCAACACUGCUUUCCGCACCUGGCUCAAGAAAGUGCAGAAUGAGAGUGUGCGGCUUCUGGGCGAGGCACUUCCAAGCAAUUUCCACGGCGCCCUCGUCGAGCUGGUACCCUACUUCAAUGACAGCUUUGGCAACAUAACUCGAAUCGACUAUGGCACAGGUCAUGAGAUGAGCUUUGCCAUGUUCCUGUGCUGCCUGUUCAAAGUGGGAGCCUUGACUGAGGCCGACUCUCCCGCAGUUGUUUUGCGUGUCUUUCAGAGAUACCUGGAGCUGGUGCGUCACCUGCAACUGGAGUACCGCAUGGAGCCUGCCGGAAGUCAUGGUGUCUGGAGUCUUGACGACUACCAGUUCUUGCCCUUCAUCUGGGGCAGUGGCCAGCUCAUUGAUCAUCCAACCAUCGAGCCCAAGUCAUUCGCAGCGGCCGGCUUUUCAGAGGCAUACUCACGGGACUACAUGUUCAUGGGCUGCAUAGAGUUCAUUAGCAAGGUGAAGACUGGCCCAUUCCACGAGCACUCUAAUCAGUUGUGGAACAUCAGUGGAGUUCCUAGCUGGGCCAAGGUCAACACAGGGCUCAUGAAGAUGUACAAGGCUGAGAUCCUGGGGAAAUUUCCGGUGGUCCAGCACGUGGUCUUCGGGAACCUGCUGCCAUUCCGACCUCACCAGAACCUCGGCCCACCGAAAUAGACUUGUGCUGCGACCAUGAUUUUGGGAAUGAUAAUUAUUGGUCUUUAAACUGUCCUUUCCUUGCUGGCUGUAUUUUUCUUUGUCUUAUGCUGCAGUAGCUUAUAAAGCUCCUUUUCUGGGAAUUAAGGAUGCUGUGGGAGUAAAUAGAAAGGGAAAUGCAUUGUGGUCACACAGGUGAAUGAUUUAUGGGUUUGUAUGGAAAACACGAGUGAUACAUCUUGCUUCACAUUUUCGUUUGAGUGCUCUGUCAGCCUGUGUUAGAAAGAAGGGGGAAUAAAAGUGUCACUGUAUUGUGCACACA